CUUGAUACAUUGAAUUGUAAAAGUUUGUGAGGUCGGCCAUAUUCCUCACAGACGUCUGCAGUGACUAAAAACAACAUUGUAUGCAUAAAACCAAAAAAGCAGAAUACAAAUUCUUACUUUAUUUCAAUGGAGAUGGGGAAUAGUAGAGCGGAAAAGGAGAGACACGAAAAAGAAAACGUGAUGGGUUUAGAGGAACAUAAGCUGAAAGCGAAAAAGAAGAAGACGACGAAAAGGUUUUAUUACUUAAUUUCCAAAUUUGGGUGCUUCAGAUCGGACGACGCCGUUCAGGUGGCGGAGAAGCCGGCGCCAGAAAACGACGGGAGUUUCGAGGCCGAAGCCGUUGGCAACGGGAGGGAGCAAUCGCCGUACCAUCUGAUUGUCAUGGUCAAUGGAAUUAUUGGAAGCGCUCAAAAUUGGAGAUAUGCGGCGACGCAGUUUGUUAAGGCGUACCCCAAUGAUGUUAAAGUACACUGCUCUGAAUCAAACUCUUCAAUGUUGACGUUCGAUGGUGUGGAUGUCAUGGGAAAGAGAUUAGCAGAUGAGGUGAUUUCUGUUGUAGGUCGUCAUCCAAAUCUUCAGAAGAUUUCUUUUGUAUCCCACUCGCUCGGUGGCUUGGUGGCAAGAUUUGCUAUUGCCGAGCUCUAUCAACAAAGUUUUAUUGUGAACUCUGGUCAGGAUAAUGGUGAGGAGGAUAAGUGUCGAAAUUUAUCUUCAGAAGAUAAUAAGUUAAGGGGAAAAAUUGCUGGACUCGAGCCUGUCAAUUUCAUCACCUCUGCAACUCCACACCUUGGUUCCAGGGGUUAUAAGCAGGUCCCUGUAUUCUGUGGGUUUCACACGCUGGAAAAGCUUGCAUCACGUAGUUCGUGGUUACUUGGUAGAACAGGAGAACAUUUAUUCUUGAGUGAUGGUGAUGGUGGUAAACCUCCUCUUCUGCUUAGAAUGAGCAGUGACUCUGAGGAUCUUAAGUUCAUAUCGGCGUUGGAUUCAUUCAAGAGGCGUGUUGCCUAUGCAAACACACGUUUUGACCAUCUUGUCGGGUGGAGUUCUUCAUCAUUGCGUCGUCAGCAUGAGCUCCCAAAGCAUCGGUGUAUGCUUAAGAAUCCUAAGUACCCACAUAUCGUGAAUGAGGAACUACCAAGGAUGACCAAAUCUCAAGAAGUUACUUUGGAAGCUAGUGCUGCCUCUGGUAGAGGCAGGACAAGUGACAUGGAAGGUGAGUUUGUAUGAAUGAAUUUGUCAAGGUUCAAAUUGUUUCUGUUAUUUUUUUUUAUUAUAAGGUCGCACGACAUUGUGCUAUUUUACUUUAUCUUUUCUUUUUAAUCUUUUCCUCUCUAAUCAAGUCGUCUCGGAUAGGAAAAGUAUAAAAAGAUUGCUUUGCUCAACCGAGGAGCGAGAUAUUUAUUCCUAAGAUUAUGUUUAGUUUCAUGCUUUUGAUACAAUUCCAAUGUAUAACUUGAAGCUGUUAAUGGUUGGCUGUUGUCAUAUAAAAUUUUGAACUUGAAUUGUGUAAGAAUUUGCAGAGACAAUGAUAAGAGGCUUAACGAAACUGAGUUGGGAAAGGAUCGAUGUUAACUUCAGCGGAAGUGUACAAAGAUUUCUUGCUCACAGUACAAUUCAGGUCAAAACUCGGCAUAUCUAUUCUGCUGGUGUGGAUGUAAUACAACAUAUGAUCGACAAUUUCCAAUUAUAAAGUGCUUUUGUUGAGCUGUCUACUGCUAAGGUUCUACGGUGAUUGGUGAGUGUGUUUACAAGUUCCUAAACACGCUCAACUUUGGAUCAAUCUAUUGAGGAAAUGUUUGAAAGUCCAGAGAUUCAGAAUGUCAGAAAAUUUUAUAGAUUUAGAAGGCAGCACCUGUGAAAUAGCUUGUGGUAUAUUGCUCCUACAGUUUACAUUUAUAUUAGCAGAAAAUUCAAUAUUGUAGCCAAAUUUUAGGAAUGAGAAUAAAAAAAGCCAUGUACUUAACCACUGUUCGUGUAAUGGUACUCAUUUUGUAAGAUAUUCGUAUGUUUAUAAGCGUUAACUGAAUGCUCGUAACUUUUAAUAAAACUAGUAUGAGUUCCGA
Striga asiatica is the source of this 2063-nucleotide messenger RNA. The record is from the annotation of a GenBank genome assembly. Lineage: Eukaryota; Viridiplantae; Streptophyta; Magnoliopsida; Lamiales; Orobanchaceae.